UGCUAUAAUUAUUUAAAGAAACAACUUUUGCAUUUGCGAUGGGUUCUCUCAAUGCAGCAUUCAUCACCUAUAUAUCAACACUAUACUUUCAUUUUCUUUGAUUUCAAGAGUUGAAAACCAGUUUUGAUGAUUAGAUCAAGAUCAAUCUUUCUUGUUGUUUUUGAUGGGAAAGUUCAUGUGGACAUGCAGAAGUGAUCAGAUAUUGAUGAGAAGUGAUUUGGAAAACUUGGUGGUUGCCUAAGAAAGGAUGCCACAAACCAACUAUGGUUUGCACUGCCAAUGAUUUAUCAGAAUGGAAGGAUUUUCCGAAGGGUCUCAGGGUUCUUCUUCUUGAUGAGGACACCAAUUCUGCUGCUGAGAUAAAAUCAAAGCUUGAAUCUAUGGACUAUAUUGUUUACACUUUCCGCCAUGAAAACGAAGCUCUUUCGGCAAUUUCGAGUAGACCUGAAAGUUUCCAUGUAGCCAUUGUAGAGGUCGGUGCAAGCAAUAACAAUGGGAGUUUCAAGUUCCUUGAAAUGGCUAAGGACUUGCCUACCAUUAUGACUUCGAACAUUCAUUGCAUCAGCACCAUGGUGAAGUGCAUUGCGCUUGGUGCAGUUGAGUUUCUUAGGAAGCCACUUUCCGAGGAUAAACUAAGGAAUGUAUGGCAGCACGUGGUUCAUAAGGCAUUCAAUAGAGGGGGAAAUGACCUUACUAAACCACUCAAACCUGUUAAGGACUCUUUGGUUUCCAUCCUGCAACCACAAUUGGAAAACGGAAAACCUCGAAAAGGCGACUCGAAGAAAACGGAAGGUGCAUUAGUGGUUCAUCAAAAUGACCAUGAACCACUGGCACGCAAUGAUAAGUACCCUGCUCCUUCGACACCUCAAUUAGAGCAGGGAGGAAGAUUGUUAGAUGAUAGAGACUGCCAUGAUCAUACUAACUACUCUGAGGAAAAAGAGAACGGGGAGCAGGAUGGCAAAGCCAAAUCCGUCGAAACUACCAGCGGCAAUAGAACUAAUGAAGUAAAUGCAACAGUUGGCCAACCUCAGGAACAACGGGAGACCAAGAGGGAUAGGCCACUAAAUGGAGUGGAUCCCGAAGAUUCUCGUGCUGUUGCUGAAAAGCCGAGUCCAAAUAAAGCUAAUCGAAAAAAAUCAAAGGUAGACUGGACACCUGAACUGCACAAGAAAUUUGUCGAGGCAGUGGACCAAUUAGGUAUAGAUCAAGCCAUCCCUUCUCGAAUACUAGAGCUAAUGAAAGUAGAAGGCUUGACGAGGCAAAAUGUGGCAAGUCAUCUCCAGAAAUAUCGAAUGCAGAGGAGACACAUUUUACCGAAGGAGGAUGAUCGAAAAUGUCCACAAAGACAUCGAUUGCAAAGUUAUAAUCAUCCAAAUAAACCGAUCAUGGCCUUCCCUCCAUAUUACUUGAACCAUGUUGUCCCGUAUCCCAUGUUGGGAGCACCUUGUCAUUCACCCACCAUCCAGAUGUGGGGCGUGCAAGGUUACUACCCUCCAUGGCAGCCAACUGAAAGUUGGCACUUUCUGCCCCCACUUCAGGGAUAUUUCUCCAUGUUCACUCAAGAAGAAGAGGUGAUCGAUAAGACUGUGAAAGAAGCGAUAAGCAUGCCAUGGCUACCAUUGCCCUUAGGCCUGAAGCCUCCAUCCACCGAGUCUGUGCUUGCUGAGCUCUCUAGACAAGGUAUUUCAGCCAUCGACGGAUCUAGCCUUUGAAUUAAUGAAGGUGCUGAUGUGUCACUACACGUCAGCUUCCAGAUAGUUUAUGUGAUAGGUCUGGGUUACACGUGGGUUAAGACCCUUUUUUGUUGCUUUCAUCUUGCUACACGUGGAUAGGUUUGGAGAGAGGUCAAUUUGAUCUGAUCCAAUCUAUUGCAACACGAGUGUCGGAGGUAAUUU
Molecule: messenger RNA, 1895 nt
Organism: Hibiscus syriacus
Lineage: Eukaryota; Viridiplantae; Streptophyta; Magnoliopsida; Malvales; Malvaceae
Product: two-component response regulator-like APRR2
Exons: 9
Coding region: 264-1712 (482 amino acids)
Biological process (GO): positive regulation of DNA-templated transcription; phosphorelay signal transduction system
Cellular component (GO): nucleus
Molecular function (GO): transcription cis-regulatory region binding; DNA-binding transcription factor activity
Source: RefSeq, a predicted model, not a curated record